Planococcus citri (citrus mealybug) is the source of this 3111-nucleotide messenger RNA. RefSeq lists its product as uncharacterized. Bases 1 to 3111 code for a protein of 1036 amino acids. NCBI's taxonomy places the organism in Eukaryota, Metazoa, Arthropoda, Insecta, Hemiptera, Pseudococcidae. The transcript has 2 exons. The record is from RefSeq and is a predicted model, not a curated record. Gene Ontology annotation, molecular function: nucleic acid binding.
AUGACCGCGGUCAAACAGAAACCUCCACCUUUUGAGAAAUUCAACUCGAAAGAAGAAGAUUUUACGUCCUGGAGUGAAAGGUUCAGUAUGCAUCUUGAAAGUUAUGAUGUAGCAGCUGAUGCUAAGGUGAGAUUUUUAAUCGCCAGUAUGGGUCCUGAGCCAUAUGCCGCUCUCAAACGCCUUACUUUUCCGAAGCUACCUAAAGAAGAAACGUUUGACGAUCUUAUCAAACAUCUGACUGGAUAUUAUGAUCCUAAAUCGUUAAAGGAAGUGAGUCAAGUUGAAUUUCGCCGUUGUUUACAACACGCUAACGAAAACUUUGCUUCUUAUCAUGCCGCGCUAAAAGAGAUAGCAGCAGGUUGCGAUUUUGGCACACGUCUAGAUGAAGAAAUUUGUGGCCAAAUUACAGCGGGAAUUUACGACUCGCGUUUACAGAAGCAACUAUUAGGUGUUUCUGGUCUUACCUUAACGAAAGCAACUGAAUUGGCUAAAACGUUCGAGUUAGCUACAAGCAGUUAUGAUGCUAUUCAUGAAAAUUCGCCAAGUACGUCUGCUGAAAUAAAGUCCGAAUCGCAGUCUCAGGUGAAUAAAAUUAACGAUCAGGUUUCCAAGAAGAAAUAUAAACCUCCGUGGAAACAGCCGAAUCAAACCCCACCAAAUCAAAACAAGCAUCCUGAAUCCGAUAAAAGUAAUAUCAACGUGUGCUUUCGGUGUGGCUGUAAAAAUCAUCAUGCAACGGUGUGUCGAUUCGCUAAUAGUAUAUGUAAUACGUGUAAUAAAGUCGGGCAUUUAUCUUCGGUGUGCGGUAAAGAUCACGCUGCAAUUCGCGCAGCUGCGUUUGCUCGUAAGAAAAAAUCGUCUGUAAAAAAUGUGUGCGCAUCAAUGUCGGUCGUUGAUAUUAAUAAAGUAUCUGCUGUUUUGUCGUGUAGUGCAGAAAGUGAUAGUGAAAAGCCACUUCCCAAAAUUUUUAUCAAUGUGGUGAUAAAUUCGUCGGUUAACGUAAAAUUUGAAGCCAACUGUGGCUCUGAUUUUUCUUUUAUGUCUCUCGAUAAUUGUCGAAAAUUUGGUCUCGAUGCGAAAUUACAACCAGCUAAUCGUGUUUUCGAACCGUAUGAUCACGGUAUAAUUGAGCUCGUGGGUAUCGUGCCAGUGAAAGUUCGAUUUAAAAAUGUAACAUCGGAUCAGCGUUUACGUAUUGUUGAUGGUAAUUAUGCUACUAUAAUGGGUCGUGAUUGGCUGAUACCAUUUAAUAUCGAUAUUCGUAGUCACGUUACUGGGAAAAUUCAACAAAUGACUACCACCGACGAUUCGAAGUUGCUCCAGCAAAUUGAAAAGCAGAUGGAGGAAUAUUCCGAUAUAUUUGUCGAGCAAGUUGGUGAAGUACCUGGUGUUUUAAUCGAUGUACCCCUCCAGCCGAAUGCAGUACCUGUGUUCUGUAAAGCUAGACUAGUUCCUUACGCUCUUCAGUCAAAAGUGAAUGAUGAAAUUGAUCGUCUUGUUGCGACUGGAAUAUAUACGCCAACUACUACAUCCAAGUGGGCAACGCCAGUAGUACCUGUUCUCAAAAGUAACGGUUCGAUUAGGUUGGUUGGAGACUAUAAUGUAUCUGUUAAUCGUUGCUGCGUUCAGAAAAUUUAUCCGAUUCCAAAUGUCGAGGAAAUUUUAUUGGACUUCAGUGGCUGUACGUUAUUUUCCAAAUUCGAUAUUUAUGAAGCGUAUAACCAUUUGAAGAAUUCGAAGGCAGCGGCUGAAAUUAUGGCGGUAAAUACUCAAAAAGGUGUGUUCCUUGUGAAUCGAUCAGCCCAAGGUUACACUAACGUGCCAGUAGACUUUCAGGGAAAUAUGGACCAAUGGGUUAAAGAUGGAUUGCACAAGACUUCGGAAAAGGUAGACGCAAUUUUGAAAGUGAAAAGACCGGAAAAUGCCGAAGAAUUAAAAUCGUUUGCUGGUUUAGUCGGAUAUUACUCAAAAUUCAUUCCGAAUUGUAGCGAUUUAUUUCAGCCGUUGAGCAAUUCACAAAAGAAUUUCGUUUGGACGAAGGAAUGCAACGAUGCGUUUCAGAAAAUUAAAUCUGAAAUAGCCUCCGAUAGAGUUUUGUGUCAUUUCGAUCCGAAGAAGAAACUCGUUUUAGCAACCGAUGCGUCAUUGUAUGCUUUAGGAGCGGUUCUCAGUCAUGUGGAUGAGCAAGGAGAAAGACCAAUUGCCUUUGCCUCCCGAAAAUUGACUCCAACUGAGGCUCGAUAUAGCCAAAUUGAUCGUGAAAGUCUCGGUAUAUAUUGGGGAGUAAAGAAAUUCUUCAAUUACUUAUAUGGACGCAAGUUUGAAUUAUUAGCUGACUGUCAACCAUUACAAUUGAUUUUCAAUGCGACUGCUAGUAAACCAUCUUUGUAUGCGACUAGAUUGUUACAUUACGCUUUGUUCCUACAAGGAUUCAAUUAUACUAUCAAGUAUCGUAAUACGAAAGCUCAUAGUAAUGCUGAUUUUCCAUCACGUUUUCCGGUUACCAUGGGAAAUCCGAAGCAAAUUGAGGUUCCUACUCAUAUUCAUCAGCUCCAAUUACAAAUGUUACCUGUAACUGGAACCCAAAUUGCAUCUGAAACGAAGAAAGAUGCGACCAUAUCAUCGUUAUAUUCACAGCUCAUCAGUGAGGAGCCAGUUCGUAAUGUUCGCAAUAUUCAAGAAUAUUCUUUGCACAAAGGUUGCGUUUUCCGAGGCGAACGUGUAUAUAUUCCGCCUCCCCUUUGUAAGCAAAUAUUGGAUGAAUUGCACCUUGGACAUUUAGGAAUUGUAAAAUGUCGUCAGCUGGCAAGAAGUUACGUUUAUUGGCCAGGUAUCGAUAAGGACAUCCAGAAUUUAAUCGCUUCGUGUAAAGAUUGUUCCGAUAACUCCCGAAACCCACCCCGCAUUGCGCCGCAUCCGUGGGUACCUACGGAUGGACCAUGGCAACGUAUUCAUUUCAACUGCGGGCAAAUCGAAGGUCGCCAGCUUUUUAUUAUCGUCGACUCGUAUUCACGUUGGGUGGAAUGCUAUGUGUUAAAUUCGAUCAGCGCGCCAAAGCUACUAGAAUGUUUAGACGAUUGUUUUUUGAGAUUUGGUCUACCGAUAAUCUGA